Messenger RNA from Parasteatoda tepidariorum (common house spider), 1961 nucleotides. Its product is annotated as cyclic GMP-AMP synthase-like receptor. The record is from RefSeq and is a predicted model, not a curated record. NCBI's taxonomy places the organism in Eukaryota, Metazoa, Arthropoda, Arachnida, Araneae, Theridiidae.
AGUUGUCAUUCAAGCCGAGCGUUCGAUGCCUUCUCAUUUUAUUUCUCUACAUUUAUAAUUUUAGAAUAAUAUUACUUUAAAUUUAUCAUAAUCAUUUUAUAAAAACUGUCAUUUCUUAAAUGGUAAUACGUUUACAUGAUAAAAUAAAGGUUUCUUUUCUUAACUGAAGUUAAAAUAAUGGACAACUGCUUUCGCGAUUAUAAUUUCACACAAUUAAAUUCUCUUAUCUUAAAACUCUCUAAGAUAAAUUUUAUCUUUUGUUAAAAACGAAACGUUUACUUAAGUAUAAAAUAAGGGAGAGAUAUUAGAAAUUAUUUUGUGUUGAAUAUUAAAGGAUACACAAUUAAAAUAUUGCAGAAUUCGUAAUGGGGUCGAAUUGGAGUGAAGAGAUAGAAGAAGAAGAAUCAGACUCCUUUGAGGAGCAAGAUAAAUGGGUUCUUGAAGCUCAAAAAUUAAAACAACCUGGGGUUACUAUAUGUAAAGAAGUUUUAAGAGGGAUCAAGUUGGAUAAGAAAGAAGAAAAAGAAAACAAUGAAAUUCUAAAGGAGUUCUUGAGAAGUUUUAUAGAUGAACUAAAAGAAGUUGAUGAACUGUUUAACCUUUUGUUCAAAGAACUUAGUUACGAAGGUAGCUAUUACCUGAAUCUCCGCGUUUCCACGCCUGAUGAAUUUGACAUUAAUUUGAUUUUGAAACCACCUUUUGAAGAAUCAGAAUUUGAAGUUGUACAUCAACCACUAGCACCAAGCUAUGCUAAAAUUUACAUGAAGGACCGCACAAUUGCUUUAGAAAAAUAUCCUAAACUUGCAAAAACUUUAUUUGAUGGUGGUUAUCUUGUUCCAGAAAAUGUACGAAAGUGGCUUCAAAGUGUUGUAGACAAAGCUCUUAGAACAUACACCCGGAAAGCAUUCUUUAUAAAGAGGAUACGCACGAAAGAAGCCGGGCCAGCCAGAACCAUAAUAUUAACAAAAACAGAUGACACAGAAAUAGAUAUUGAUCUUGUUCCAGUUGUGAAAUGUCUUCUUAAAUUGCCCGAAUCAAGUCUUGACGACAAAGUCAAAAACCGAGUAGGAAGUACUUUAGAGGCAUAUCUUGUCCCUAAACCUUAUUCGAGUUUUGGAAAACAGAUGCCAAUAAAUGAAAAGGAAGCGAAACGUUUGUGGCGAUCCCAUUUUUCGAAAGCUGAAAAGAAAAUCAUUUAUAACAAAGGCUGUGUUAAACCUGUUAUCAAGCUGUUAAAGUUUCUGAGAGAUAAGGAAGACUGGAAGAUUUUGGCCUCUUAUUACUUGAAAACUGUCGUUAUGUGGAUGGUUAUAGAAAACAAUGAUGAUGACUACUGGAAGGAAGAUAAAAUGGAUAAUCGCUUUCUUGAUGCACUCCAAGAGCUGAAAACUGCUGUUUUUCAAAAGAAAAUUGCUUAUUUGUUUAACAAGGAAUACAACUUGCUUGCAAAAAUAAAUGAUGACCAAGCUUGCAAUAUUCACAAUCGUUUAUGUUAUUUCAUUAGAAAAAUAAAAGAAAACCCAGAGUUUCUCAGGAAUGUUUUUCAAGAAGCACCUUCAUUCUGAAGCUUCAGAUCCGAAUUUUAAGAAAGUUACAUACAAAUCAAUUUGAUUGAAUUUGAAAUAGUUUUUUUAAUAGGAUUAAUAAUACAAAUAUUUUCUCCUUAAAAUAACGAAUGUUGUUAUUUCUGAACGCCUAUUACUUUAAAUUAAAUGAUGCAGAACUUUUAUUGGAGAAUUAAUUUGGAAAUGUGUGGAAAUAAUUUUCCUAAUUUAUAGGGAUAUUUUUUUUUAUUUUAUAAAUAUCAAGUACUUAUUCUACAUAACUUUUGUGCGUUGGUUAAGUUCUAAAAAAGCACUUGAUUUUACCCAAAGACUUUUCUAUAAAUCAACAAUAAUUUUUUCUUAUUUACUUAAUAUGAAUAUUGUUUGUUAUUUGUACUUCAUUCAUAAAAGGUAAAA